Salvia miltiorrhiza (redroot sage) is the source of this 1074-nucleotide messenger RNA. RefSeq lists its product as uncharacterized. The coding region runs from base 1 to 1074 and encodes 357 amino acids. Lineage: Eukaryota; Viridiplantae; Streptophyta; Magnoliopsida; Lamiales; Lamiaceae. The transcript is spliced from 2 exons. The record is from RefSeq and is a predicted model, not a curated record.
AUGGAAUGGUUCGAUGAUACUUCAUCGUCUUCGUCCGACGAGGUAGCGCAGGUGAUCAUCGAUGAGAUCCAGGAGCAGAAACAAUUUAUUGCUCAAAUGUACUCCCAACCGGAGCCGAAACGUGUUGUUCAUCACCGACACUACGUUUACCGUGAUCGUGAGGCUGCCCAUUUAUGUCUUAUGCAAGACUACUUUAACGACAAUCCAACGUACGGGCCUAUAUUUUUCCGACGUCGUUUUCGAAUGCAGAAGGAGUUGGUCUUGCACAUAGUCGAUGCUGUGCAAGAUGAAGAUACUUACUUCCAGAUGAGCUAUGAUGCACGAGGUCGGAACUCUCUCACGCCUUUGCAGAAAUGCACGGUGGCUAUCCGCCAAUUAGCCUUCGGUGUCAGUGCGGAUACUUUCGACGAGUAUCUCAAGAUCGCCGACACGACGGGGCGUCUAUGCCUCAAGAAAUUCUGCAAGGCUGUUAUCCAGGCUUACGCAGCCAAUGUCGUCGGUUCGAACAACGACAUCAACAUUCUGAACCAGUCGCCUCUGUUUUCCGACGUGUUGGAUGGAACGGCGGCACUGGUGAUCUUUGAGGCCAACCGGCGCUACUACCAGAUGAGCUACUACUUGUGCGACAGCAUAUAUCCAGAGUGGCGCUGCUUCGUCAAGAGUCCGCCGAUGGUGAUCAAUCCAAAGGAGGAGAGGUUCAAGAAGAUGCAAGAAUCGGCAUGGAAGGAUGUCGAAUGUGCAUUUGGAGUGCUUCAAGCUCGAUGGGGAAUCAUUCGAAGUUUGGCGCGGGGUUGGUACGUCGAAUAUCUCAAGGACAUCAUGAUGUGUUGCAUCAUUCUCCGCAACAUGAUUAUUGAGAACGAAGGUGAAAGAGCUACCCAUUGGAGAGAUGACGACACAGGACACGUGGCGUCUAGCAGUGACUCGACGGAGAGUGUUCGAGCAACCCCGGUUUGUUUUGAGCAAUAUGUGCAUAGAGAUGCACUUCUCCGAGAUAGGCAUAUGCACGCUCAACUCCAAAAUGAUUUGAUCGAGCACGUUUGGGCACGUUUCGAACCUCUAGGGUCGGAAUAG